Molecule: messenger RNA, 4612 nt
Organism: Salvelinus sp. IW2-2015
Lineage: Eukaryota; Metazoa; Chordata; Actinopteri; Salmoniformes; Salmonidae
Source: RefSeq, a predicted model, not a curated record
CCAAGAGGGAGCAUGAGGGAGUGGUACAGAUGCUGGAGUCUAAGGUGCGGGAGUUGGAGGAUAAGUGUCACAGCCAGAGUGAACAGUUCAGCCUGCUCAGCCAUGAGCUGGAGACCUUCAGACUACAGGCUGGCAAAUUGGACCUGUCUGGCUCCAAUAUCCUCACUAACCCCCCUCUCUGCCAUCUGACCAACGGGGUGGGCCUCACCGGAGAUGUGGCUGCAACUCUACGAAUGGGGGCCACCCCUCACGCUGCGGGUCUCACACGCCAUCCCACCGUCAAGCACCGUGAGCUGCCCACCAUCAGCCUGACCAAGUCCUCCAGCACCCCCAAGUCUGCCUCUGAUACCACCCACCUCUCCCCCAAGUCAGCCGAGUCCCACCACAGCCCCCACCACAGCCCCCACCACAGCCCACGCAGGACCAGCCCCACGCCACACGAGGUUGACACGGCCAGUGAAGUGGAGGAGUUGGACAUCGAUGUGUCCCCAGCGCCUUACACAGCUCUCAGGAGAGCCGCUCAGCUACAGGUCUUCAUUGCCAGAUACAGCUAUAACCCGUACGACGGUCCUAAUGAUAACCCAGAGGUGGAGCUGCCACUCACCGCUGGGGAGUACAUCUAUGUUUAUGGCGGUAUGGAUGACGAUGGCUUCUAUGAAGGAGAGCUGAUGGACGGGCGGAGAGGGCUGGUCCCCUCCAACUUUGUGGAGCGCGUCUCAGACGACGACAUGAUAAGCGCCCACGUUCCAGAGGGCACGGAUAUAUCCCACAACUCCCUGCUGGACAGCAGCCUGCACAGCGCCAGUCACCAGCACCAUCUCUGCCUGGGGGGCCCAGGUACCUCUGAGAGGACAGACCCUACGUCAGCAGCCUCCAUCCCGGUUUCUCUCUCCGUCCCCUCAGGGGAGCACGUCCCCUCGGACCCCUCCCUCCCAGACCUCCUUUCCCCAGCCCCCCUCACCAACGGCCUGGAUCUGGACCUAGAGGUGGGGGUGGGCACUGUGCCUUACCCGCGCAAGCUCACCCUCAUCAAGCAGCUGGCCAAGAGCAUCAUCAUCAGCUGGGACGGGCCGCUGGUGCCGGCGGGCUGGGGCAACGUGUGGAGCUACAAUGUGUACGUGGACCAGGAGCUGAGGCUCAACGUGCCCUUCGGCUCCCAGACUAAAGCUGUCCUAGAGAGACUAGACGUCACCCUCAAGGCCUACCGGGUGUCUGUGCAGAGCUUGACGGAACGCGGAAGCUCGGACCAGCUCCGUUGCUCAUUACUGGUGGGUAGGGACGUGUGUGUGGCGCCUACCCAGCUCAGAGUCGACCGGGUCACCGCCACCUCGGCCAGCCUGGCCUGGCUGCCUAGCAACAGUAACUAUGUGCAUGUCGUGUCCUUGAACGAGGAGGAGAUGGAGCUGGUGAAGGCUGGCAGCUACUCACUGUGCCUCAGUAACCUCACGCCCAGCCUUCAGUACACAGUCAAGGUGGAGGCUCAGCCACACCAAACCCCCUGGGAGAUACCCCAGGAGAGACGGGAACACAAGACCGUCACCACCACCUUCACCACGUUGGCCGCAGGCCCCCCAGACGCUCCUCUGGACGUGCAGCUGGAGCAGGGGCCUUCCCCGGGAAUCGCCCUCAUCAGCUGGCUGCCUGUCACCAUCGAUGCUGCUGGGACCUCCAACGGGGUCCGCGUCACCGGAUACACAAUCUACGCUGACAAGAAAAAGGUGUUGGAGGUGUCGUCCCCCACGGCGGGCAGUGCCCUGAUGGGCCCUUCUCAGAUCCAGUCCCUGAUGGGAGCCCACGAGCUCACUGUGCGCACCAUGUCUGCCCACGGGGAGUCCAUCGACUCUGUGCCAGUCAACGUGCCCGCCAAGUUGUACGACAUCAUGACCGGCCAGGCUUCGGCCACCUCCUGCUCCUCGUCAACCCCCGUUCGUCAGUCAACCUCUGUCCACCAGUCACCACCCUACCAGUCACCACCCUACCAGUCACCACCCUACCAGUCACCCCCCGUUCACCAGUCAACCCCCGUUCGUCAGUUAACUCCUGUCCACCAGUCACCCCCUGUCCACCAGUCGUCACCCUACCAGUCAUCACCCUACCAGUCGCCACCCUACCAGUCGCCCCCCUUCCUGUCUUCGUCACCAACCGUCCAGCCCCAAUCCCCAUCUUACGGGAACUCAGCUGCCAAAGUCUCCAUGCUGCCCUACGCCACUGCCUCGUCGCCACUAGACGUCGCACACAUCAUGGGCCCUAACGGGGGGCUGCUCUCUGCCAACUCUCCCCCAGUCCACGCCCUCCACACAGAGGCCUGCUCCCCACACCCUGCCUCGUACGCAGAGGUCUGGGCUAACCCCUUAGCAAAAUCUCCUGCCUCCCCUUGGGCCGCCUUGGCAGUGCAUGAGGCUAUGUCAUCUCCAGUAGCACUAAACUAUCAGGCCAAGUUACCAUCUGUACCGUCAGCCUAUCAGGCCAUGCUACCAUCAGCUUCUCACAUCAACACAACGAGCCCACAUCUAGGCCCAGCAGCAGCCACGGAGCAGAGCAUAGCAGACACAGACAGCCCCGGAGUUCCCCGUCCUGUCAUGUCCAUCACAGACUUUCUCCCUGUGGAGGACGACUCCCGUGCCAACCUUUCAACCCCUGAGCCCUACCCCACCCCGCCCAAGGCCCUUGUGCCACCCGCUGGGGACCUGAUCAACCCGCUGGACAUGCAGCCUCUCCGGCCCCCCAGAGCCCCCUCUCCCCUGGAGUCAGAACCAGACUACUCCAUGGAGAGGCCGACCACACGCAUGGUGUCCAUGGAGGAGUUCCUCAGGCAGGACCAGGACACAGGCUUCAACAGGCAGCCACAGCCAGACCAGUGGGAGGUGCCGGACAGUGACGAGGAGAUUGUGGAGAAGAUCCUGAAGCUUCCUCCUCAGGCCCAGACUCAGGCCUACCAUCAGGGUCAUCAUCACCAUAACGAGCACUUGUUCAGCAUCCCAGAGGUCACUGAUGAAGAGGAUAACAGUGUCGACGAGGACUAUAGUCACCGUCGCCACCGCAGACAGUCCCAAGCCGGGCCAAGCCGCUACCCUGAUGAUCCCCACUACCACAGCAGCAGACACCAGCCCCACCACCACCACCACUACCACCACAACAGCAGACCCGAAGCCAAAGAGCCUUCACCCAGACACAGUGGUGGUGCCCAGAACAGGGUCCACUACGCAAACACAGUAGACAGCAUCAGACACCCCGAGGAGGGGCUGCUGGACACCGGGGGCAGCAGGGAUGUGUGGGUUCCCCGGGCCACCCAGAAGGCCCACCACGGUGGGGGAGGGAGUAGGGCGGGGACGAUGGCCUUGGUAGGCGGACUGGGGGACCGGCUCAGACGAGAAGCCUUGCUACGGAGUCAGAUGGCGGUCGCUGCGUUAACGUCCCAGGCCACCGGCCACACACCGGGUCCGGGCUCCCACCUGGUCAGCAAGACCAUUCGGAAGGUCAAUUCCCCGGUGGGCUCGGUAACAGAAAUCGACCUUGAGUACGGGACAGACGAGGAGGAGCCGUUGACCUACGGCCCCGGGGAACGAGGGGAGGUGGUGGUAGACCAGAUGGGCUCUGAGUGGUGGGUGGAGGGGGUACAGCCUGAACCCCGGCCUCUAGCCAGGCUCCAGGGAAAACCUGCCCUCCAGGCCAUCGCAGCUGCUGCAGCAGAAUGGGAGUCUGGCAGAGACCUGUCGAUGGAGGCUGGUGCUGGGUGGAGCAGACAGCCUGGACUAUCUCCUAAACUGACCAGGUCAGAGGUCAUACAUCAGCUCAAAGAGAGCAUGGAUCAUGCAUGGCCUAUAGGAGACAAUGAGGUGCGUAUCUUUGUGGCUCUGUUCCCCUACGACCCGGUCAACAUGUCUCCCAACCCCGACGCUGCUGAGGAAGAACUGCCCUUCAGAGAGGGACAAAUCAUCAAGAUCUACGGAGACAAAGACUCGGAUGGAUUCUACCGCGGCGAGUCGAACGGUCGUCAUGGUUACGUGCCAUGUAACAUGGUGUCAGAGAUUCAGGUGGAGGACGAGGAGACCAGAGAGACACUCCUGCAGCAGGGCUUCCUGUCUACUGCCACAAACAUGGAGAAGAUAGGUAGGAAUAGCUGUCAGUCAUAACAACAUCCAAUCAGUCCUCGCAGGAUGAAGGCCAUCUUUGAUUACGACCCUCGAGAGAGUUCUCCCAACGCUGACAUCGAGGUGGAGCUGACCUUUGGUGCCGGGGAUAUCAUCUAUGUGUUUGGUGACAUGGACGAUGAUGGGUUCUUCUAUGGUGACCUGAACGGACACAAAGGCCUGGUCCCAUCUAACUUCCUACAGGCUGCCCCAGAGGCUGCUGGGAAAGCCCCACCAUUUGACCCCCAGCCUCAGUCUGUAGCCGAGCACAGGACAGAAUCACAGGUGAGCCUGAGCACAUUCCAAGAGGUUCACAUCCACCCCUACACACAGGACUGACUGGCCCAGUCACAACACAUCCACCCUACACACAGGACUGACUGGCCAGUCCACACACAUCCACCCUACCACACAGGCUGACUGGCCAGUCCACACACAUCCACCCCUACACACAGGGCUGACUGGCCCAGUCCACACCACAU